Molecule: messenger RNA, 3294 nt
Organism: Prorocentrum cordatum
Lineage: Eukaryota; Dinophyceae; Prorocentrales; Prorocentraceae
Source: the annotation of a GenBank genome assembly
AUGGAGGAGUUGGCUAAGCGGCUGCAGGCCAUGGAGGCCAGGCAACAGGAGCUGGCGCAGGACUUCCAGCGGCAGCGCGGGCAGGCCGCGGAGCAAGGCCCACAGGCGGCGCAGGCCGAGCUCGCGCAGCUCCGUGCGGCGCCCGCGGCGGCGCCGCAGCAGCAGCCGCCGCUGGAGCGCCUUGGCGGCGCGACCGUGGACGCGCGGACCUUGGGGAAACCGGCGAGCUUCUCAGGUCGUCGCGAGGCGUGGCGGGGGUUCUGCUUCGUUUUCCAUGCCUUCGCCUGCGCUGCGCACGCCAACGUGGCAGAGCUUUUCAAGCGCGCGGAGGCGAUGGGAGCCCGGGUCGUGGACGGUCGCGAUCUCGACGAGGCCGCGGCCGCCUUGCAGCCGCCAGCCUACGCGUUGGCGAUGACGACGACGGACGACACUCACAUUUUGUUACACAGCGUGGAGGAGGGCGACGGCGCCGAGGCCUGGAGGCGGCUGUGCUGGGAGUACGAGCCGGACAAGCGAGCGCGCCACGCCGCAGUGUUUCAUGCACUUCUGCGCCGCGAGUUUGGCGAGGAUCCGAACGGCGACCUCGCGAAUGUGAUCGAGAGCUUCGAGCGGGGCGUCAGGCGCUGCGAGGGGCAGAGCGGGAAGGCGCUGGACCCGGACGUCAAGAUUUCAACGCUGGUGGGCGGCAUGCAGAACGUGAAGGGCAAGGAGUGCCACUACUGCGGGAAGCUCAGCCACAUCAAGCAAGACUGCAGGAAACCCAACGCCGACAUCAAGGCCGGGAAGGUGGACGCGAGCGGCCAGCCACCGCCCGGAGCAGCCGUGGGCGACCCGUUGACGAUCCACGUGAUCCAGCCUGCCGGCGCAGUUGCUGCGGUAGGCCCUGGCGGCGUUGAGCUCGCCCUGCUGGGCUCGGGGGUCGUGGCGCGCCCUGUUGACCAUGCCCCUGAUGUCCCCGCGCUGCUUCCUCGCAGGGAUCUUCGCCCCAUGGCGAGUGCCACUAGUGAGCCCAUCAUAAACUACAGUGCCAAGAAUACCACCUACGUGCUGGACAACGGGGAGGAGCUGGCCAUCGCGUGGAACGCGGCGAACGUCGACUGCCUGGCCCCAUCGGCUUCCGCCCUGCGACGCGGAGGGGCGACUGUCGUCGUCGCUCCGGAGCGCGAGACGCUCCGCGCAGCUAGUGGAGGCUGCGGCGACCUCGCCAUACAUCCGGAUGUGCCUUGGUCCAGGUUUCGGCGGGGGGACCGGGGGAUCCGCGCAGCGCGCGCCCCGGCGGCCAUCGAGGAGGCAGAGCUCCGUAGAUCCGCGAAGGUCCCCAUCGGCUUCUCGGAUCACGAGAAGGAGGAGCACUACUUGACCUGCAUCCCGUCGAGGUCGCGGCGCUGUUGCUGCGCGCGGGCUGCGGCCCCUGGCGACCCCCGCCGCCGGGCGCGCGCGCCCGCUGCCGUGCUUCUGAAGCCGACUGUGAUGAUGGAUUAUACGUUCGUGACCGACCCCCCAUCCGAUAUGAUGACGAUUUCAAACGCGUGCGACCAGGAGCUCGGGAUGGCACUGCCGCUGGUGCACGGGAAGGGCCCAGUCGAGAUCGCGAUGCACCUCGGUCACUGGAGUCGGAAGGUCAUAAUUUUGAGGGUCGACGGCGAGCCCGCCAAUAAGGCCCUGACGGAGGCGAUCCGCAUCGGGCGCGCGGACCCUUCAGUUCUGGAGAUGAAGCCCCAGCACUCCCCAAAGCCCGUGGGCGCCGUCGAGAACAUGAGCAACGAGGUGAAGAACCUGCUGAGGACGGCGGUGAUGCACCGGAGGGACGAGGCCAAGGUCGAGCUUCACACUGGCCACCCGCCGGUGCCCCGGUUCACGCAGCAUUGCGGCUGGUGCACGCGCGCGCGCGCCGCGCGCGCGGACGGCAGGGCGGCCUGCGAGAGGUUGAAGGGCUGGCCAUGCAAUGGCAAGAUUGCCUUCUUCGGGAAGUGCCUGUGGCAUCAGACCCCCGAUGCCUCGCAUCUCUCGCCCCUGGACGAGCGCUGGUCCGCGCGCGUCUGGUCGGGCACGAGCUGGAAGACGGACGAGCGCAUCAUCGCGCUGGGCAGCGAGGUGCGCCUAGCCAGAUCUGUCCGCCGCAAAGCCCAGGGCAGGCGGUGGGGCACGGAGAUGCGGAACGAGGUGCCGUGCACCCCGCGGCUUCCGCGCCUGGGCGCCCAGACCCCAGCGGCCCGGCCAAUCGCGCGGGCCUGCUUGGCCUACCUCGACAGGUCCCGCAGCCCUCGGCAGGCGGACUUCGUCCCGAAGCCCCACCGGGCCCCCCCGCGCAUGCCGGAGCCGCCCCCGAAGUCGAGAUGGCAGCCCCUGGCGGAGGCGGAAAUAGAGGCCGCGAGCAUCGCGGCGAAGCGCGAGCGGGAGGACCUGAGCUUCCAGGAGAAGGUCGAGCUCUUCGAGAGUGGCGCAGCGCUGGCGGCCUACGCGGCGACGCCAGACAUCGGCGCGCGCGACGUCAAGGACCACAAGACCGGCGAGGAUUGCGAGACCACCGCCCAAUCGCGAUGCGUGGCCAUGGAGCUCAACAUGCACGACCGGGACACGCGCGCGGCGACGCCACCGUUGAAGUUCAUCAAGUUGAUCGUCCCACGAGUUGCUUCCAUAAGACGCCCUGGUACCAACGACUGGAUCAGGGUACUCGGGUUCUACGACAUCGCCGCAGCGUUCUGGCGCGCCGGUUUGCUGCUGGGCGAGCCGAUCGCGGCGAUCCCGCCUCGGGGCGAGGAGGCCCCAGGGAUGGCGCUGCAGAUGCUGAAGGUCUUCGAGCAGUGCGGCUACCAGGUAUUAAAGACCAGCCCCCAGAUCUUCUAUGCGAGGCAAUGCGACUCUUUGGCCGGUCUGUGGGGCGAUGACAUCAUGGCCGGGGCGGGGAACGAGGGCGUCGACCACCUUGACACCAUGAUCAGCGGGCUCUGCAACAUCAAGGGGAGCCCCUGCAGCAAGCAAAUCGGCAGAGACGAUCCGGCGACUUUGGACGAGCUCGACGGCGAGGCGCAGACCAAGUAUGCAGCGACACCGGCCGAGCUUCGCGGCAUCGUCGACGGAGUGGCCAGGGGCAUCAUGGCCCAGGGGUUUUUCAGGGCGAUCGCGGAUCUGCGCGGUACCAGAGCGGCAUGGUCGGUGACCGUCGGCAGCGAUGCCACCGCCGCCAUCGACAUCAGCGCGAGGACCGGCGUCCAGGACGCCUGCGAGACCAACGUCGCCGACCCGGAGACGACGGCAUCGGGGCCGAGGAAGCACCAGGAGCUCAUGAGCUAA